Molecule: messenger RNA, 926 nt
Organism: Engraulis encrasicolus (European anchovy)
Lineage: Eukaryota; Metazoa; Chordata; Actinopteri; Clupeiformes; Engraulidae
Product: chymotrypsin A-like
Exons: 7
Coding region: 59-853 (264 amino acids)
Biological process (GO): proteolysis
Molecular function (GO): serine-type endopeptidase activity
Source: RefSeq, a predicted model, not a curated record
GACUCCUGAAGGGGCAUAAAACGUGCACAGAGUGAGCGGGCACCUUUACGCUGAAAACAUGGCCCUCCUCUGGAUCCUCUCCUGCCUCGCUUUCGUGAGCACAGCCUAUGCAGGCUGUGGCAAUCCUGCCCUCAAGCCCGUCAUCACUGGCUACUCCAGGAUUGUCAAUGGUGAGGAGGCCGUGCCCCACUCUUGGCCCUGGCAGGUGUCCCUGCAGGACUACACUGGCUUCCACUUCUGUGGUGGCUCCCUGAUCAACCAGUACUGGGUUGUGACUGCUGCCCAUUGCAAUGUGAGGACUUCCCAUCGUGUCAUCCUGGGUGAGCACGAUCGCUCCUCCAACGCUGAGCAGAUCCAGGUCAUGCAGGUCGGCAAGGUCAUCAUGCACCCCAACUACAACCAGUACACCAUCAACAACGACAUCAUGCUGAUCAAGCUGGCCUCCCCUGCCCAGAUCAACGCCCGCGUGUCCCCCGUGUGUCUUGCUGGGUCUAGUGACAGCUUCCCCGGGGGCAUGCAGUGCAUGACCACUGGCUGGGGCCUGACCAGGCACGACGCCGGUAACACCCCCGCCAGGCUGCAGCAGGCCCGUCUGCCCCUGCUCACCAACCAGCAGUGCCAGCAGUGGUGGGGCAACAGGAUCACCGACAUCAUGGUCUGCGCUGGAGCCUCCGGCGCCUCCUCCUGCAUGGGUGACUCUGGUGGCCCCCUGGUGUGCCAGAAGAGUGGUAGCUGGUGUCUGGUUGGUAUCGUGUCCUGGGGCAGCGGAACCUGCAGCACCAACAUUCCCGGCGUGUACGCCCGCGUCACCGCCCUCCGCUCCUGGAUCGACCAGACCGUCGCCUACAACUAAAGUGCAUGGACAUGGUUGUUUUUGGUUUUGGUUUUACCACACUUUUGAAAUAGAACACCACUUUCAAAAGACA